Messenger RNA from Brachypodium distachyon (stiff brome), 1682 nucleotides. RefSeq names its product heavy metal-associated isoprenylated plant protein 9. Bases 292 to 1455 code for a protein of 387 amino acids. The record is from RefSeq and is a predicted model, not a curated record. The transcript has 2 exons. Gene Ontology annotation, molecular function: metal ion binding. Lineage: Eukaryota; Viridiplantae; Streptophyta; Magnoliopsida; Poales; Poaceae.
UGUUUAAUUUCGACAGAACCGGCCAGCGGAAUCUACUCUACCACUGGCCUCAAUCUCAAAUUAUUUCCAAUCCAUGAUAUAUAGUCGUCACCCUCUUGGAAUCUAGCUACCAUAUUGCCAUAGGUGCACAUGCAUAGUACUCCUUAUAUAUAAGUCGAUCACGUUGGAGGGCACACAUCAGUGGCCUCCUCAACUCCUUCCCGCCUGCUAGCACAAUUGCUGUACGUAGCAGAGACCAAUUAAUAGAUCAGCUGGUAGUACUAGUACUAGCACCUAUCCAUCCGAUCGACCAUGGGUGAGCAAGUAAUUACCAAGGAGAAGGAAGCAGCUGAUCCCAAGGUGGCGGAAGAAGAGCAGAAGAUCAAAGACGAAGCACCACCAGCAGCUGCAGAUCCUCCAGAACCAGCAGGGAUCAUCGUUCUUGGUGUGGAGGUUCACUGCACGGGAUGUGCCAAGCGGAUCAAGAGAUCCAUCCUGCGCUUCUGCAAAUUAGGAGGAUCGAUCGUCGAAUCCGUGGAGACGGACAUGGCUGCCAACACCGUCACCGUCAAGCUAACCCCCGCCGGCGCCGGCGCCGUGGACCCGCAGGCCCUCUGCAACCGCCUCCGCGACAGGACCAAGCGCAACGCCACCGUCAUUUCACCCCUUCCGCCUCCACCACCGGCCGACGACCCUGCUGCUGAACUAGCCCAGAAAGAGGAAACCAAGGCUGCUGAGGAGGUGGAUCGCAGCGUGGAGCUGCUUGUGAACAUGCAUUGCGACGCCUGCGCCGAGCAGCUGCAGAGGAAGAUGCUCAGGAUGAAAGGGGUCCGGAGCGCCACCACCGACCUCGCUGCCGGCAAGCUCACCGUCGUCGUCGACGGUGUCGUCAGCGACGACGACAUCGUCGAUUUCAUCCACCGGCGCACCGGCAAGAUCGCCGCCGCCGUGCCUCCACCGCCUCCAGAGCCCAAGGAGGAGGAAGCGAACAAGGAAGCUGCUGCAGAUCAGAAGCCGGCAGACCACCCUGACGGCGGCAAGAAAGAAGAAGAGAAUAAGCAACCGGACGAGCCGGGGGAGGAGAAGAAGGAAGGCGGGGCGGCUGGCGACGACGAGAAACCGGACAAGAAGCAAGAGGAUGUGGUGAUGGUGGAGGGAUUCCCUCCGCCGGCGCCGGAGGAGAUGAUGAAGCGGGCGAUGGUGUACUGGCCACCUCCUCCCUACAACAACCACUACUACAAGCACCACCAGCAGCUGCCGGAUCAUGCCGCCGCUGCCGACGAGGCCAGAAGGAUGCACCCCAUGGCAGCCAUGCCUCCCCACCCGGCCUACGCCAUGAUGCAGCAGCACCAAUGGACUCCUCCGCCCCCGGCAGUGCCCAUGCCGUCCUACUACGGCGGGAGCAACUACAUGAUGAUGGAGCGGCCGCCGCAGAUGUUCAGCGAUGAGAACCCCAAUGCCUGCGUCAUCUCCUAGCAUCCAUCCAUCCGUAUCAGAUUAUCAGUUGGACAGGGGAUUUGGAUUUGAUGAAUAUGUACUGCUACUUUACUACAUGAUGAGUACAUUAGUAUAGUUAAAGGGAAAUUAAGGGGACCAAUUAAAAAAUCAAUAAAUAAAUCGCCCCUAUUUUGAUUGGCGAUAUAGCAAUGUAUUUGGUCAUGUGUUUGCAUUACGCGCCGAUUAUCAACCACAAAUUAGCAUUA